Molecule: messenger RNA, 776 nt
Organism: Arachis duranensis
Lineage: Eukaryota; Viridiplantae; Streptophyta; Magnoliopsida; Fabales; Fabaceae
Exons: 4
Coding region: 131-553 (140 amino acids)
Source: RefSeq, a predicted model, not a curated record
AACGUGAAUCACAGAAGCAGCCCAUGGAUCAGAGAAAGCCCACGUAGCCUUCUUCAUUUUCAAUAUUAUUAUUAUAUUAACGGCUUAGCCGUAGAUCUGUGAACCGGACCGGGCUGGCCCGUUGCCAACCAUGGAAUCUGCACUCUCUUCUUCUCUGCUUUCCUUAGCAACUCCGACCAGACUCACACCCAUUUCUUGUUCUCCGCCAAGACAUGCAACAGUUCCUCUUUGUGUCAGAACAAGCUCCACUUUUUCAGCUAAGUUUGCAGAAACAAGAAGAACAUCAACAAAAGUCUCGGCUAUCAAUGAUGUAACCACUGUUCUUGACCCUGCUCCAGUUGAAAUCACAUGGCAAAUCAUAGUUGGAACUAUAGCUGGGAUUACACCUUUUGUGGUGGCAGGGAUAGAGUUCAGCAAAAGGAUUAUAGCACAAAGGAAAUGUGAGGAAUGUGGAGGAUCAGGGAUUGUUUUCAGGGACAAGAAGUAUUUUCGUUGCCCUGAAUGUGGUGGAUUUCUUCCUUGGCAGUCAUGGAAGAGAUUCUUUUCUGGUUAGAUGCCUUGUGAUACAUUGCACAUAACAAUACUUCAACAAUCACAACCUUGUUAUAGAACAUAUUCAUUUCUCAUCCAAUCAAAUAAUCUUGGUUUAGGUUGAUUGUUUUUUAUGUAUGUUUAACUUAAUAUCACUUUUAAUUCGGUUUUUUUAACAUUCUUUACUAAGUAAGGAGUACUGCUCUACUUGUCACUUAAAUAAAUUUUAGUUUUUUAUUUAUUAA